AAAGAGAAGUCUUUGACAGUUUCUUCAUACAGACUAUAGGUUUAAGUAAACUACAGUUAAAAACAUGAUGUGGAACGCGAUAUAAGUUUAACCAUGCCGUUAAAUGUAACGUCAGUUCAGAUAAUCACGGUUUGAUUUUGUGGAACUGGGCCUAAACCGUGAUUGUCUGAACUGACGUUACAUUUAACGGCAUGAUUAAACUUAUAUCGCGUUCCAUAUCGUGUUUUUAACUGUAGUUUACUUAAACCUAUAGUCUGUAUCAGUCUGUAUGAAAAAACUAUCAAAGACUUCUCUUUCUUUUCAAACGUAGAAUGUGAUUGGUUGUUGCUAAAAGUAAAAAGAGGGAAAAUUAAAAUAAGCUGGAUAUGACAUUUAGUAGAGAACUAUAUAUUGGAAGAUGAGGACAGCGUGGGACAGCGUUUUGUUAAUUUAGAUUUUAUAUUGUAAAUCUAUAAAAAUCGUAAAAAGAAAAAAAUGGCGAAAGAUCAAGGACAAAAAAAGAGGCUACCAAAUUUCUCAAGUUUAGAAAAAAUUAAAUUAAUAGAAUUAGUAGAACGCGAAAAGAACAUAAUAGAAAACAAGAAAACGGACAACAUCAUUUUAAAAGAAAAAACUACCUGUUGGAAAAAUAUCACAAGAGAAUUUAAUAGCAGUUCCAUCUCCGGACAUCAUGAUGUUGCAUAUCUAAAAAAUUGUUGAGAUAAUUUAAAAAAAGAACCCGGAAACAUUAUGUUGAAAUACGUAGUGAAAUUUUCAAAACAGGAGGUAGUGGAAAGAUAAAAAUAAUUGAUGACCCAAUUGCUGAAAGAAUAAAAAAUAUUAUUCAGCCAUCAGUCGAGGGUCUACAAAAUAUAUUUGACAGUGAUUAUAUGCCAAAUACAGAUAACAAUUCAGGAUCUAGCAAACAAUUAAAAAAUGAUGAAGACUUUUAUCAAAUAGAGUUUCUUGAAGAAGAAAAUGCGAAUGAUAUAACUUGGGCUGAAUGGACACCAGCCAAACUAAGGUCUAAGAAGAGCAAAAAAUUGCAAUUAUUAAAUAACAGUGACAAUGAAGAAUGUUUGACAUUUGAAGACAUAGAAACAGUCAUAUCAUCGUCCUCCAAGGAAAAUUGCAAUCCAGCAGCAACAAGUAACUUAUCAAAGCCAUGUGUUAAGUGCAAGAAAUCCAAACAACUUCAAGUAAAUUCUGCUAAACGAAAUGAACGACAUUAUGAUUUUGUACAAUCCAAAAUAGAAUUGGUACAAAUAUUGAAAGCAAAUACUUACAAAAAAGCAGAAUUAGAAAUAUCAAUUCUUGAAAUGCAAUUAAAAAAAGAAAAACUUCACGUUGAACUACUUAAAAAACAGUUGAAUUCUGAUUAAAAUAAAAUUGUCCCGCUCUCUAAUUAUAUCGAUUGUUUCCUAUUUUAGGUCAUACAUUGAACAUGCUUUUUGUUAAAAAUAUUAUGUGUAUUCUUUUAAUGUCAGUAGUAUUUUAGUCAGUAGUAUUUUAUAAAUUUAUAUAGUUUAUAGUUUACAUUUAUAAUUUUAAAUAUAUUAGUGUUACUACAUGUCACAGAAACAGUAUCAUAAAAAUAAUACACACACGCACAUGAAGAGAAAAUCUAGUAAUAAGCAAGCUUUGUUGACUAUAUAAUUUAUUUUAUUUAUCACGAGUUUCUCUAUUAGUUUUUAUUUCGAUCUCAUAUAUAUUAGAUAUUAUAUCCAAAAAGUGCAAAAUUUAUAUGUACACAUUAAAAAACUUGUUAUUUUA
This is a messenger RNA of Harpegnathos saltator (Jerdon's jumping ant), 1752 nucleotides long. RefSeq lists its product as uncharacterized. The coding region runs from base 870 to 1361 and encodes 163 amino acids. The record is from RefSeq and is a predicted model, not a curated record. The transcript has 5 exons. Lineage: Eukaryota; Metazoa; Arthropoda; Insecta; Hymenoptera; Formicidae.